AGUGAAGCUCGUUACUUACAUUACUACUCUUCCCACCCUUCAUUACAUAUCCUGAUAUGCAUUGAACAUUAGAUAGGCACUUCUUUCAAAGAAGAAAAAAGCGGCUUCUCUCUUAUCUUCCGUAAUAUAGCCAUGAAUCUUAUUCUACUCUUUGUCUUAGCCUCCUUGGUUCCAAGUUCCUUUCUGUUUGAAAUUCAGGCUGCUCAUUCUCACCCGCCAAGAACAAUAUAUUCUCAGAUUACUGUCAUGGGUCUUGUUUAUUGUGACACCUGCUCCAACAACACCUUCUCCAAACACAGUUACUUCUUAUCAGGUGCAGAAGUUCGAAUCGACUGCAAAUUAAAAGCAGAAACGCCGCGUACGGCGGAGCAGAUAGCGUUCUCAGUGAACAGAACAACAAACAAAUACGGAGUGUACAAGUUGGAAAUACCUUCGGUGGACGGAAUCCGAUGUGCAGAGGAUUCGGCAAUGGUGUCGUUCUGCCAAGCGAGUUUAAUGGGAAGUUCGUCGUCGUCUUGCAACGUUCCUGGAUACAGAAGCACAUCUGGAGAAAUAUCGAUAAAAUCAAGACAGUCAAACAUUUGCAUUUACAGCUUAAACCCGUUGAAUUACAAGCCAUCGACGAGAGAUGAUAUCUUGUGUGGGAAUUAGAAGAAGAAGAAGAAGAAGAAGAAGAAGAAGAAGAAGAAGAGUAGGUUUUGAUCUGAGUUAUUUUGUUUUUUGUUGGGUUUGUGUAGUCAUGGAUUGGAAUGUGUAAUUUUGUUUAUUUAACAAAAGACUUGUGCGUUAAUGUUGUUUGUACAGUAUUGGAAAGAAGGAACCUCCAUGUGCAGUUUGUGUGCU
Cucumis melo (muskmelon) is the source of this 843-nucleotide messenger RNA. RefSeq names its product major pollen allergen Ole e 1-like. The coding region runs from base 133 to 651 and encodes 172 amino acids. The transcript has 2 exons. The record is from RefSeq and is a predicted model, not a curated record. Lineage: Eukaryota; Viridiplantae; Streptophyta; Magnoliopsida; Cucurbitales; Cucurbitaceae.